Messenger RNA from Amblyraja radiata (thorny skate), 1818 nucleotides. It is a transcript of the gene nxnl1, whose product is annotated as nucleoredoxin like 1. The record is from RefSeq and is a predicted model, not a curated record. Gene Ontology annotation, biological process: photoreceptor cell maintenance. The transcript is spliced from 2 exons. Gene Ontology annotation, cellular component: mitochondrion. The coding region runs from base 262 to 864 and encodes 200 amino acids. NCBI's taxonomy places the organism in Eukaryota, Metazoa, Chordata, Chondrichthyes, Rajiformes, Rajidae.
CUUCUUCAGACUGAGCUACAUGAGUGAUUCAAUGCUGUGGCUCUAUGAAGUUCAAUGUCACUAAAUCAAAUUUAACAUUGAAGCCAGAAGGCUGUAAAAUCCCCAGUAGAAAAGAUUAAAUGCGAUUACUUAGGCUUACGUUGAGCUUCAGUGGAAGUGUGUGAGAGGCUGGGUCAGAGUGGGAUGGGGAAUUAAAGCAGUGUACGUAAAGAUCCCGCUCGGAUUUGGAGGCCGGGGUAGCUGCAGAGACAGCCGGUGGCCAUGGGAGACCUGUUUACGGGUAGAACGUUGAUACAGAACAACAGGGACAGGGACGAGCUGGACACGCCGCUGCAGCUGGACAAAAAACUGCGCAACAAGGUAGUGCUGCUGUACUUUGGCUCAAGGGACUGCCCCCAAUGCCGGGAGUUUGCCCCGGCCCUGCAGGCCUUCUCCAACCGCCUGUUGGACGAGUAUUACAUCCUGCGGGCGGCUCAGCUGGUGCUGAUCUACGUAUCCCAGGACACAAGCGAGGAGCAGCAGCAGCGGUACCUCAAGACGCUGCACAGGAGGUGGCUCUUCAUACCAUUCCAGGACAAGUACAAACGAGACUUACUAAGAAUGUAUGAUGUCAAAGAAAUGCCGUGCAUCAUUGUUCUCAAACCCAAUGGAAAUCUUAUCAGCAGGAACGGAGUGGCAGAGAUCUCCAUGAUGGGAGUAAAUUGUUUCAAGAAUUGGUGGGAAGCAUCUGAUGCCAUUGACCGGAAUUUCCUGCUGGCAGAAGAUCUUGAGGACUGGACCUGGAAGAGUCUGACAGACCCCUUAAGGCAACUCAAGUACAAGAUUAAAAAGGUGACUACAGAGAUGGCUGAUGGAACCGAGUGACUAGCAUGGAACUGAUGAUUCUACCCAAUCCUUUCCCCCAUCCUUCUUGGCUGUAUCCAACUUCCAUUCCAGGACAUCCACAUUUUAAUUCCCUAAUGUUUGCAGAUCCCUGGAGCAACAAUUAACUCAAAAUUACAGGAAAUCAUUCUCUUGAGAAUAUGUGAAAUUUCCUCCAAAAUUUCCAACCCCUCAGAAGAGAGGGAUUAUCUCAGCUCUAGAUUACCGUGUGAAGUUGAAGUAUCCUGUGACUUAAUCUACAAAUAGAAUAACUAGGUUAAACUAAAAUACACAGUUGGAUUAGUAUCAGGCAAUGUAUUCUUCCCUUCAAAUCUGGUCUCUCAUUUCCCUUAUUCCUAACCAGUCCGAUGAAGGGUCUCGGCCAGAAACGUCACUCCCUCCUUCUCUCCAGAGAUGCUGCCUGUCCCGCUGAGUUACUUCAGCUUUUUGUGUCUAUCUUCGGUUUAAACCAGCAUCUGCAGUUCCUUCCUACACAGAAAAUAGAUGGUCAGAGACAGAAUUACCAGCCCAGGGUCCCAAACUAUGGGACCCUCGUCUUUAAGUGUAGAGUAAUUAAUUGGUGGAGAGUAAUGAAGUUUGAUUUAAUUAACUCUGGAGUAAUAACUUUUUACUUUGUAACAAUGAUACUGUCUUGUGUCACACUAGGUAUAAUGAGACUCCUCCUUGCAACGAGACACAAGAGUCCUCUGUAUGUGAUACAUGUUUAUUCAUCAUUGACUGUCCAGUUGUGCACCUGUGUUUAACAUGUGCCUGUCUUCCACUUGUAGAUUUGUGCAGAGCUGUCUCUAUGUUGAUCGUAAUACUUUGGACACUUCAUUCUAUCAUUUUCUUAUCUUGUUUUAGCCAGUUUAGUCACCAUCCAUUUAAACUGUGGAGAGAAAGUCUGCAGCUUUUGGUAUGGAGUAAAAGGGCAAUAAAGAUUUGUUUGUUUGUUAA